Cydia pomonella (codling moth) is the source of this 2387-nucleotide messenger RNA. It is a transcript of the gene Spindly, whose product is annotated as protein Spindly. Bases 300 to 1589 code for a protein of 429 amino acids. NCBI's taxonomy places the organism in Eukaryota, Metazoa, Arthropoda, Insecta, Lepidoptera, Tortricidae. The transcript has 6 exons. The record is from RefSeq and is a predicted model, not a curated record.
UUCCAAAUCUCUCUAGAGUAGCUAAGAACCUAGGUGUUAUUGAUUUGAAUUUUCUUUUCAAAUAUUUUAGGUAUUGUAGCGCCACCUAUAUAAGGUGUUUUGACGAACACUCUUUGGUACAUGGAGAUUGUAUUCCUUACCUCUACCUUCCAUACUCGAUCCGAUGUCACUGCCGUUGUGUAUUUCGCCGUUGCCGUUUAUGUUUGAAAUAUAAGGAGUGAAAACUGGUGUUUCAAAGUUAAAAUUAAAAUUUUUGAUACACAUCUAUAGAAUUGCGUGUUGAGUCUUAUAAAGUGACAAUGGAUUACUCCACCAUCAGCAACAAAACAGGUUGCACAGAAAUCGUAGACAUAACUAAUGGUGACCUGACUGAGAAGUAUUACUCUCUCAAAAAGCAAUUCGACGACCUAUCCCGCAAUUAUGAUGCCACAAAGCAGGAGCUACACGAAGCUACUCGGAAUUAUAACACAGCUUUAGACGUGCAGAGGUACUUAUCGGCUGAAAUAGAGUCCCAUCAAGCUGAAGAGGCGCGGAGAAAGAAUGAGUUGAAUUCCAAAAUAACUAAGCUUCAGGAGGAUAUUUCAGCGUUACGCGAGGAACGUACGGAGCUGAUUGAAAGUCACGCUAAGGAGGUAAAGAAGUUUGAAGAUGAAAUUCGCCGUUUGAAAGAGGAGAAUGCAUUUAAAGAAGACAGGCAGUCGCCGGAGCGUGAUACAGGGGAGUUGGAUGAAGCACGGGCCGCUCUGUCGUUGGCGUUGGAGGAUGCCGCGGCAACGAAGGCGGCGCUAGAAGAAACAAAGGCUGAGAUUGUAUCUUGGAGGAUGAGGUCUGAAGAGCUGGUAGCAGAGAUGGGCCAAAUGCGUGAAGCUGCGGAGCUCCGGCGCGACGCGCUCCGAGCCGCCGCCGCGCGCGCGGCGGCCGCGCUGGCCGACCUCGCCGAGGCGCGCGCCAUGCUGCAUCAGCCUGAUGAGGGGCCCGAGCAUGCGGCAAAGGGGAAUUCCAUUUUUGCCGAAGUAGAAGACAAAAGACAAGAGAUGGCCAAAAAUCUUAUACAUAUGAAGCAGACAAAUGCUAGACUAAGAAGAGACUUGGCCAACAAACAAGCUGAAGUGGAGGCGUUGCUUCACGAGAAGCAGAAUAUCUGGGAGCAGCAGGCUGGCGAUGCCGCACACUACGACAGGGAGCUUAUUGAAAGUUACUCGGAGCGCAUAACUCAGCUAGAGGAGCUGUGUGAGCGCCAGCGGCGGGAGUUGUCGCGCUGGUUCAAGUCUCUACGCGAGGCCUCGCCUCCUGCUCGCGCCGAGCCGGGCUGGCUGCCCGCCGUGCUCGAGCAUUUCAAAACGGAAUGCGAUCGGCUCCGCGCCGAGGUGCUGUCGCUGGGCGCCGGCCAGCUGGCCAGCGCGGCGCAGGUGCGCGACCUGCGCCGGAAGAUGGCGCUGCUGGCCGCGUCGGGCGCCGCGCCCGGCCGGCCGGAGCCCUCGCCAGGCGCGGCCGCCCCGCCCGACGUCGGACCCGUGCCCGUCUACAAGGCCGUGCAGGCGAACAGGAUGGCGCCCGACGAUGUUAGGAAGAAGGUCUCCUUCAAUUGAGGGCCGAGAUCCUUUCACUAUUUAAUUAGGCGGGUCCUCACAGAGCGCGGGCCAGUGUAGACGUGCCUCGGCCGUAGUGUACGCGAGGAAAUUGCCUCGCGCGUAUGCGUAAAAAGGAUAUUACUGUGAUACCUAAGUGUAGUUUUUGUAAGCAUCAAAAAAUAAGACUUGUAGAUGUGGGCAUUUAAAAAAGUGAUUCCGUAAUAAUUCUCAAUAAAUAUUUUUAAAUAUCAUGAAAACUAGUAUUAGCCCCUUUGCAAAUGGCUUCUAUAAACAUUGCAAACAUCGAAAAUAAUUUGGACCCAAAUAACUCAAUUUUUUUAUCAUGUAAAAAACACUUUAAUAUGAACUAAAUAUCAUAAUUGACAACAUUUCAUAUUUUUAAGUGCUACUUUUUAUUGUCUACAUCGAAAGAACGCACUAAUUUAAGGUAGCCGUAUUUUUUUUAUUUUGCGUAAGUCCUAUAUUUUGGUCAUAAAAUCUAUUUAUAUUGUUACUCGAAACAAAAGGGCCUAUGUAACAAACGUCAUUUGUGAGAAUCGUGACGUCACGGAUCUGUUUCAUACACUGGAAAAAACGUUGAAUUAAUCUACGUUUGAGCAUAGACAACAGUGCGAGUGACAUAACCUCAAACGUUAAAAAUAAAAUCACAAAUUAACAAGUGUCACAAACGUCAAAACUCAAGUCAAACGAUGGUUUUCAUCCCGUUUUCAAUGACAAUGACAAUGUCAACCCAAUCGGAAGUCAUUUUUUUGCUUGUAGUGGCAGAACUGAAGGAGCUGGGUGACGUCAAUUUCC